Letharia lupina is the source of this 471-nucleotide messenger RNA. RefSeq lists its product as uncharacterized. The transcript is spliced from 3 exons. The record is from RefSeq and is a predicted model, not a curated record. Bases 1 to 471 code for a protein of 156 amino acids. NCBI's taxonomy places the organism in Eukaryota, Fungi, Ascomycota, Lecanoromycetes, Lecanorales, Parmeliaceae.
AUGAACCUAUUGGAUAAUAUUUCGCUUAUGGACAGCGACGUUGAUAGAGCCUGGAGGCUACAUCCAAUGGGCCGAAUACGAUCUGGCUUCAAGGUAAUCGUUGCCAGUAUUGUUCAUGCCCAAUCCUCCAACUCUUCCGCAAACCUCGCCGCCGCAAUCGACGCACCUACUAGACAGAAUGAUACUAGAAUGCAUCCAAAGUGGGUUGCCGAUCUGCCCAGGACGUUUCGCGAAGGUGGAUUGAUAGAUGUCUUCGAACACCGGAAAGGAACAGAUCUCACGCAUCUACUGCUACACAAUGAUGUCAUUCUGUUGGCACUUGAGGAGAUGAGCUAUCGUGCUUUGGACCGUCUAGGUGAUGGCAAAGGACAAGCUCUCCGCGAGAGCCUCAUCAAAGCGGACCUGGAGUGUCGGAAAGGUGUUGCCAUUAACCAAGACAGAGUCACAGUCAUUGGAAGAAGACCUCUAUAG